Larimichthys crocea (large yellow croaker) is the source of this 1654-nucleotide messenger RNA. Its product is annotated as adenosine receptor A1. The record is from RefSeq and is a predicted model, not a curated record. Gene Ontology annotation, cellular component: plasma membrane. Gene Ontology annotation, molecular function: G protein-coupled receptor activity. The coding region runs from base 52 to 1275 and encodes 407 amino acids. Gene Ontology annotation, biological process: G protein-coupled receptor signaling pathway. The transcript has 2 exons. Lineage: Eukaryota; Metazoa; Chordata; Actinopteri; Sciaenidae.
UUCCAUUAUCAGUCAUUUGUUUGUAUUUUUUUCCCUCCAUCUAUCCCAGACAUGGAGAUCAUGUGGCUGUACUCCCUGUGUGAAUGCAUUAUAUCUGCAUGUGUAAUUGUGGUGAGUGUGAGGUUGUGUCUGGCCGUCAGCCGUAGUGGUGCAGUAUCUGAUGUGCAGGUGAUGACCCAGGGUGCACGGACCAAAGCUGGGAGUGUCUCAUGCUGUCUGCAGCUGUGCCUGGGUUGGGUGGGGGCUGUAGGUGGUGCAGUCACGGUUCCUGUGACUGUGCUACUCAACCUGCGAACCCCACAGUGUCUGUACACCUGCAUUACCUUGGUGUGUUGCCCCAUGCUGGUCAGGCAGUUUACCAUGUUCUUGUUAAUGCUGCUUACACUGGACGCCCACCUGCAGCUUCACUUGGCAGACAGAUACUCCUCAGUGAUCACCCGUCAACGAGCUCUGUGUGUAGUUCUGCUGUGCUGGGUGGCCUCUGUCCUGUCCUCCUUCGCCCAGUUUAUCGGCUUGGAUGCUCUCGACGUCUGGAGAAGAGAUGGGUCUGAUCCAGGCACAGCUGGCCAUGGGCUCCAUGGCAACUGGACAACCUCUUUACCCAAUACCACUCCACUGGCCCCUAAGUACCACCAUGACCGCAAGGUCAUUGGAAAGUACCUUCCAUAUGGAGGCUUCCUGUCAAAGUUUUAUAUGGAGGACAACCACAACUUCACCUACGCUGAGAUUCACAGCAGCCACUGGGGAGUGUGUGCCCCUGACACCAUUCUCAGUCCCCAGUUCCUGGUCUAUGUCCAUGGGAUGAUGGAGUUCAUACUCCCCUUGGUUUGCCUUCUGGCCAUUUACCUUGACCUGCUAUGCAUUAAACCCAGGAAGACUCAUUUUAGUAACACAGACCCCCCUAAAAAUGACUCCUGCCAGGCCCGUUCCUUGGCUUUGUCCCUCUCCCUUUUAGUUCUGCUGUGCCUGCCGCUCCACAUUAUCCAUGCACUCGCGCUUUUCACCCCCAGUACCCCGCUUCCUGCCUGGGCUCAUGCAGUUGCGCUGUUCCUCUUCCAGCUGUACAGCAUUGUGCCCCAGAUCCUCUUCACUCCUCCUAAGAAAAAAGAGGAAGCGCAGACACCCUUUCCUCUGUCUGUUCCCCACCUUCCACCUGCAGUAGCUGUACCGUCCAGAGGAAAAUCUGUCCGCAUGGCCCUGUGUGAGGCAGUGCAGGCAUCUCCAUGGUCUUCAGCCAAACACUCCCUUAAAGCAAAAGUGUGUCCAGAGGUCUGAAUACGUGACUAAACGGAAGAUCUGUAAAUUUUGUUUUAAAUGUACACUUUUGUCAUCGAAAACGAUGUUCCUUGCUUUGUAUGCACGAGAAAAAGCUAGUGUUGUUCCACAAAUGCCUUGUGGACUAAAGAAGAAUAAAGAUACCAUGUUCCUGUGUUUUGUUGUUGGCUUUUUAACUAAUCAGCAACCUCAUGCACAGACGUUAUGAAUAACCCGCAAAUGAAAAGGCCAGUUAAUUAUCAGGUCCCAUACCAAAUGUCAGCGAGAAAAUUAAGUCUCCAGAUGAUGACGACUAUCCUGAUCACAGAUGUCUGUUUUCUUUGACUGCUCUUCCUAUGGGUCUUUUUCUAAGUCUGCUCUAAGUCUCCGCUAAGCCAAC